UUUGAGUGACAAAUGAGCCAAUGAGAAACAUGGAUAAAAAAAUAUAGAAAUGCUCGACCAAUUAGCUGUCGUGACUGUGGCUUCUGCUGUCUGGCCCGUCCCAGCAAUGUACUUUUGGCGGCUGCACGGAAAACAUGGCGGAAAAUUUGAAAGAUUGCAGUGUGCCCAGCAAGCUAUCAUGGGAUGAUCUUGAAGCCUUGUGCCGCUCAGAGAGGCUCCACUGUAAAGAUUUCGGCAUAACCAAAGCUAACGUCAAUGAUUAUGAGGUGGAGUUCCUCUGUGACUACAAGAAGACUAAAGAAGAGGAGUUUUACCUGGUAAAAUGGAGGGGCUUUCCAGAGUCCGUCAACACCUGGGAACCUAAAAGGAACCUCAAAUGCCCCAAACUGAUGAAGCAGUUCCACCUAGACCUGGAUCAGGAGCUGAGACGCCAGAAAAGACGAAACAUCCCUAAAAAGCUGGAUAAGGAAACCUCAACCUUUUUAGUUUUGAAAGCUAAACUACGUCAGCGACUGGAACGCUGGGGGUUCCAGCUCAACCAAACAUGUAACCAUCCUGGGCGCAUCUUUGUCAGCAACGAUGUCGACCUCGAGGGUCCACCUAAGAACUUCACUUACAUCAACCACUACAAAGCAGGCCCGGGUAUUGUUUUUGAUGAAAUGGCUGUGGGUUGUGAGUGUAAAAACUGCUUAGAAGAACCUGUGAACGGAUGUUGUCCCGGUGCAUCCUUGCACCGUCUUGCCUACAAUGAACUUGGCCAGGUUCGGAUCCGCCCGGGGGAGCCCAUAUACGAGUGUAACUCUCAGUGCCUUUGUGGCCCAGACUGCCCCAACAGAGUGGUGCAAAAAGGCAUUCAGGUUGACCUGUGUAUCUUUAAGACUGACAACGGUCGUGGAUGGGGAAUCCGUACUCUGCAGCAUAUCAGGAAGAACACAUUUGUCAUGGAAUAUGUAGGAGAGAUCAUCACAACAGACGAAGCAGAGAAACGAGGUCACAUAUACGACCGCCAAGGCUCUACAUACCUAUUUGACUUGGACUACGUAGAAGACGUGUACACAGUGGAUGCUGCUCAUCAAGGAAACGUCUCUCACUUUGUCAACCACAGUUGUAAUCCAAACCUACAAGUGUUCAAUGUGUUUAUUGACAACAUCGAUGAGCGACUCCCACGAAUCGCUUUAUUUUCAACACGGGCUAUUCGGGCAGGAGAGGAACUCACCUUUGACUAUAAGAUGAAAAUUGAUCCAGUAGACACAGAAAGCUCCAAGAUGGACUCCAGUUUCACCCUAGCGGGUGUCUCCAGUUCUCCAAAGAAAAGGAUUCGAGUGGAGUGUCGUUGCGGAUCCGACUCGUGCAGAAAAUAUCUGUUCUAACAUGGGACUGGUGAUUAAAAAAACAAAACAAAACACUGAUUUCUGGACACAUUUUUUUUUAACAAAAGCUCUUUAUACAUUUCCAACUUCUUAAAAACACAACCUGACACAAUCUCCUACAGACGUAUAGACAAACAACCAUUCACACUCACAUUCAUACCUAUGGAAAAUUUGGAGUUGCCAAUUAACCUAGCAUGUUUUUGGAAUAUGGAAGGAAACCCAUGCAUUCACGGGGAGAACAUGCAAACUCCACACAGAGAUGGCUGAGGGUGGAAUCGAACUCCGGUCUCCUAGCUGUGAGGCCUGUGCGCUAACCACUCUACCGCCGUGCAGCCUAAAACAUUUUUCAACCCAAAUAAAAAAUCAAAGAACAUUACCACUGGCUAGCUGGUAUUCAUAUACUUGUAAAUUCAUGUAUUCAAUGACAACAAACAUAACUGCAUCCUUGUGUUAUGUGGUAUAUUCACUCCUGCCGAAAGACCAGCUGAAAAUGUUGCACUGUUGAAUCUUAAAGAGAUUCUAAGUUGAGCUUCAGGUGCUCCCUGCCACAGCCAGUCUUGGGUGUUCUUUGAAUGUACUGAGUUUGACUCCCCGUAACAAGAUUUUGUCAGUACAAGUUGGAUUCAUACUGUGACCACAAUGCAGUGAAAUAAAUAGUUUUUGUAUUUUUUCUUUCUAUGUUUUGGGAACUUUUAAAAUGGAUAUUUAAGCAU
Molecule: messenger RNA, 2083 nt
Organism: Doryrhamphus excisus (bluestripe pipefish)
Lineage: Eukaryota; Metazoa; Chordata; Actinopteri; Syngnathiformes; Syngnathidae
Gene: suv39h1a
Product: SUV39H1 histone lysine methyltransferase a
Cellular component (GO): nucleus
Molecular function (GO): zinc ion binding; protein binding; histone H3K9 methyltransferase activity
Source: RefSeq, a predicted model, not a curated record